UGUUAAUAGCUAGAAAUGACAUUAUUUAUAUAAAUUAUUAGGUCUUAGGAAUCGUUAUUCAAUCACGUAACGUUGUGAUUGCUAUAUUCUAUGUAUUUUAAAUCCAGCUAAAAUAAUAUAUACUAAUUAUAUUACAUAGCAUGUUUCAGUAUUCUUUCAUUCUUUUUAUUUUAUAGUAUGAUGUCAAAUCCAAAUAAAGUACAAAACACUAAAGUUGAAAUUGAAUUUUGUAAAGUUUGUGAUUAUGGGGGACAUUGCUUAGCUUUGGCUAAACAAAUUAAAAAAAGUAGUCCAGAAGCAGAAGUAGAUUGCAAAAAAGGUCGACAAGGUUCAUUUGAAGUGCUAGUUAAUAACAAGCUAGUUUAUUCAAAAUUGCAAACCAUGGCAUUACCAGAUUAUGAAGAGGUAGCUGAAGUUGUACAUGAGGUGUGUAGAGGUGCAGAGCCAAGAGAAAUAAAAGGACAACAAGAAGUAAACUGUGUAAUAUCAUAACAUUUAAUAUAUAUAUCACAGCACCAAAUUUCAUAAAAAACAAAGGCAAGUUUCUAAGACCUUAACAACAAUAGAUAAAAAAUACAGAUUAUAAAAUAUUUCAUUAAUAAAAUAUAUGUGCAAACAAAGUCUGUUUAGAUCUGUUUUGUAAAAUUUUAGACUCCCUUAAUAUUUAUAUGGUACUUUAUAUAAAUUGCCAUCACAUCAGUCUUAUGUUAUGUGAUGUUACAUAAAUAAAUAAAGUUUAACUAAAUAAAAAUAAAGGCAUUACAAGCAAACCAUAACAAGCAUUAUCACAAAUUCAGUUAUAUUACAGUUAAAUUUCAAGGCACAAAACAGUGGUUCAAAUCACUAAGUUUUGCUUUGUGGUAUGAACAUACACCUAGCACAAACUCGAUCUCUGCAUAAAUAAUAUCUUUAAAAUGCACAAUAUUAUAUUUGUUUAUAAAAAAGGAAAAGCUUUUGGAUGUGAUAAUAAUGAUUAUACAUUUAAAUAAACAUUUCACAUUUACAUAAUAAAUCAAAUCUUAGUACUAAAUAGUGUUUAUUACUAAGAUUUGAUUUAUUAUGUGUGUAUUUUAGAUUCUAAUUAUUAAGUAAGCUAAUUCAAUUUACAUUUUAUAUUCAGCAAUACUUGAUUGGUCAACCAGUCUUCCCAAUAUUUAUGAAAAAUUCCCCAAUACAAAAGAUAGUCAAACCAGAUUUGUUAAUAAAGAAAUUAAUCUUUUUCAGUAGAUACAUUUAAAAGUCUGAGUAGCAGUAAAAACAUUG
Messenger RNA from Vanessa atalanta (red admiral), 1263 nucleotides. RefSeq names its product migration and invasion enhancer 1. Bases 178 to 492 code for a protein of 104 amino acids. The transcript has 3 exons. Lineage: Eukaryota; Metazoa; Arthropoda; Insecta; Lepidoptera; Nymphalidae. The record is from RefSeq and is a predicted model, not a curated record.